Messenger RNA from Arabis nemorensis, 207 nucleotides. Lineage: Eukaryota; Viridiplantae; Streptophyta; Magnoliopsida; Brassicales; Brassicaceae. The record is from the annotation of a GenBank genome assembly.
AUGGACGAGGACUCUCUCAAGAAAUAUGCGACCAGAGGGAACGGUUUUUAUGAUCGUGUGGCUGCUACGAAUGUCUUCCAUGAGCAGAACUUAAGCCGCUGCACUAGGGUUUCCGUUGAGGGAUACGAGUGUAAUCAGAGAAGCAUUGGAAAAGCAUUUCAGUCCAUGUGGACGUAUCUAUCGUGUUGCGAUUACCAGAGAUCGUAA